AUGAACCGGUUGGCGACGGUCGUCCUGCUUCUCGUUCUAAACUUUGCCCUGCAGUUUAAAAAUGUUCUCGCGGCUAGCACCUAUAAUCUUCCAAGUACACCCUUGCAGGAUGGACCUGCCUUGCUUGCUGGUCAGGCGUCAAACUCAACCGCACUCAAUGCCUUUGGAAUCUCGCCGGUAUCCAUCGCUGGUGAUGGGACAUACUACGUUGUUCUCCAGGCUGGUCAAAUAAGCUUCCGAGCUGCCCUUGAUACAGGUUCUGCCGACUUUUGGCUUACUUCCACAGAAUGUACUAACAGCACAUGUAUGUCUGUGCCAAGAUACCCUCUCACCUAUGCCAGUCCCACUUUCGUGUCCAUCAAUAAUAACGAGACUGCCUUCACUGUUAACUAUGCUGAUGGGACUGGUGCAUCCGGGUUCGUUGCCAGAGAAACUGUAGAAGUUGCAAACGUGACGGUUGCAAAUCAGGCAUUUGGCGUUGUAACAAGUUCUAAUAUUACGCUGGUCAGCGAGUCAGAAAUAUCAGCGAGGGCUGCAAGCGCCACGCCGUUUUUUUCGACCUUGGCUCAGCAAGGCAUACUGGACUAUCCGAUUUUUGGAUUGAGUCUUACGAGGAAUGCAACCGGAACGUUUACCCUCGGAGCCAUUGAUGUAUCUGUCGUGCAAAACGUUAGUCAGGUUGUAUGGAACGAGGUCGUAUCAUUCUCUCCGGUCGGUACACAGACCAAUACAUCCGGCUACUUCUAUUGGGCGAUUCGUAUGAGCAGUUUUGCGGUCAAUGGAACUCAAUAUACUCCUCAACCGACGUAUCCUGGCCCAAACGACAAUUCAUCGAUUGCUCUUUUGGACGUCGGCACUACAGGACUAUAUGGUCCAUAUCAAGAUGUCAGUUCCUUAUUUUCGUUUCCCAGUAGCCGCCUAGUUGACGAGAGUGGCCAAUGGGCCGUACCUUGCGACUCUUCAGCAAUCAUAUCCUUCAGCUUUGGGGACGGAGCUACGUUUGUGUUGGAACCUACCGAUUACAUUAUUGGCCCAGCUGAGGGGAACCCGGACCUCUGUUUGUCUUGGCCUAAAGCUGCACCUCCCAGUACCGAUGGAGUUGACUGGUUGUUAGGAACCCCGUUUUUGCGAACUGUCUACUCAAUAUGGAGUUAUGGAAUUGACUACCAGGAGCCCCCGAUGAUUGGGUUAUAUCCCUACAACAACGCCUCAGCACCUGUACAGCCUUUUUCAGUUGUCGAAUCCUCCCUUUCGUCCGAGUCUGCGACAGUUGCUACCACUCUACCCAAUUUCGUUCUCUCUACACCCACUUACACGACGCCGCCGUACGCAUUUAACACCUCAGUUCCAGCCGUCUAUGGCGAGAUUGUCCAAUCUGAGCUCGCGACGAGCACGUAUAGCCCCCUCAUAGGGACACUUGCCGUUAACGCCACCGCCCUCCCUCAGGUGACUGGUGCAUAUACACUAUUUGUUACGAAUUCGAACGGUGCAGUGGUGACAUCGACAUAUCACAUCUCACAACCGUUAGUAACUCUAGGCGUUCCCCCUGGGUGGAAUAGUGCUGCCUCUCGGAGCAUUUCGGGAGUAGGACUGGCUAUCCCGAUACUGAUCACUCUGGUUGCUGGCACAUGGAUCAUAUAAGGACUACUUUCAUACAAUAUAUCAUUUGUUUUGUGACUUCCUAGCUUUGUAUCAUACCAUUCACUGACUAUUUUGUUCAUUACAUCUUGUUGAACACAACAUACUACUUGUCAUCUUACCUCGAACUUUGUCCGUUGUAGAUCACACAUCAUUCUAUAGUGUCACAACAGAUACUGG
Molecule: messenger RNA, 1818 nt
Organism: Suillus fuscotomentosus
Lineage: Eukaryota; Fungi; Basidiomycota; Agaricomycetes; Boletales; Suillaceae
Product: acid protease
Exons: 15
Coding region: 1-1641 (546 amino acids)
Biological process (GO): proteolysis
Molecular function (GO): aspartic-type endopeptidase activity
Source: RefSeq, a predicted model, not a curated record